CACCCAUCCGCACUUUUCGCGCGCCGCCCAACGUUGUAUUUUCUCACCCCCGAACAGCACAUCUACCCAACCCGCGCAAUUGCGCACCACCCAACCCACAAUGGCCACCCAAGCCGAACUCGACGACCCUCUCCACAACCUCCGCCUCUCCAUCUCCACCUCGACGCCCGCCAUACUCAGCACAAGCGACAAUCCGACCGACACCACGACCUCCCUCGCCAACGCCACACACAUCACCUUCACCUCCUCGCCGCAGCACAAGACGAAGACGUUCCCGCUCGACGCACCCACGCGCUUUGCGCCGGGCAACCAACCCAUCGACCUGCGAAGCGUAUACUUCGCCUGGACAAAGAAAGACGCGUCGCUGACGGACUACAUUGCGGAUGUGCAGGCCUUGAACGAGGAGUUGCCUUCUGGGGCGGGCGGGUCCGUCGCACAGCUCAGCUUCGCGCACCGGAUCGAGGUGUUGGCGUGGUUGAAUGGGGAGACGGAGACGAGCGAGAGUAUCAAGCCGCUCGAGGGGGCGGGGCUGAGCGUCGACGCGGAGAAGAGCGCUGCGAUUGCGAGCGGCAAGGCGGGGGGUGUGGCGGUGGAUAAGGGGGACAAGGGGAAGCUGGACGCGCGGUUGAUGGUGAUAUAUGAGGGGGAGAGGAAGAUGGGGGAUCAGAAUACGAUUCUGCGGGGGGCGAAACCCAUGGACUUCUCCCAAUACCGCGCCCUCGCGCAAUCCCUCUACAAACCCUCGCGCACAGCAGCCCAACACACGACGCUCCCCCUCCCGCACCCCUCGACCACGAACCCGCUCUUCCCGGCCUCCAACGCCUCCAAACCGCGCAAACGCCUCGAACCCAUCAUCCUCCUCUCGCCCUCGGCCUCGUCCCUCCUGCGCCUCUCAAACAUCAAAUCCUUCCUCGACGGCGGCGUCUUCGUCCCCGCCAACGCGCCCGAAACCUCGUCCACGGCCGGGCUGAACCUGCUGCACCUCUCGCGCACCUUACCGUCCAUCUCCUCGCAACCCAUCCGCUUCAUCCUCGUCGACAGCACGGCGAACUUCAAACCCGCCUACUGGGACCGCGUCGUCGCCAUCUUCACCACGGGCCAGCCCUGGCAGUUUAAGUCGUACAAGUAUACGAAUCCCGUCGAGUUGUUUGCGAAAUUUCCCGGCGUCUAUGUCGGGUGGCAGGGUGAUGAGGUUCCCGCGAGUGUGGCCGGGUGGGGGAGGGGCGUGCUGAGUGUCAAGGUGGAUAAGUGGACGGGGAGGAGCGAGGGGAGGUGGAGGGAUAGGGAGGUCGUGGAGACGAUUUGGGGAAGGAUUGAGGCGUUUAUGCGCGAGAAGGGGUGGAGUUUGGCCGGGCCGGGGACCGCGGGUGCGAGGUAAAUUGGUAGGUAGGUGGGUACGCUAGCUUUGUGCUUUUGGAAAGCGGGAGCGGGUGACCUGGGUUGUGGGAGAAGGCGGGUGUGGAAUGCCCAAAUGAGGCUAUGCGGAAUUGGUGGGGCUGUAUAGUAUUUUAUCACGACGUCUUUGGCUGCGUGGCACUCUAGAGGCGCUAAAGGCUCACCAAGGCUUGGUGUUUGGGCGUUUGGCCGGUCGGCAAGGGGAAUAUACCUGUAUCUCAAAGGAUUUCCACCAGAACGGAACUACAUAGGCGGAGGAUAGGGAUAUACCAAGAUCCAUCUUCUCGUUUCAGAUGUAUAGUAAACGCAGAGGCUACUAUUCAUGGCGCAAUGCCAUGUCAAGAGAGACUAG
Molecule: messenger RNA, 1747 nt
Organism: Westerdykella ornata
Lineage: Eukaryota; Fungi; Ascomycota; Dothideomycetes; Pleosporales; Sporormiaceae
Product: CDC73-domain-containing protein
Exons: 2
Coding region: 101-1378 (425 amino acids)
Biological process (GO): positive regulation of transcription elongation by RNA polymerase II; transcription elongation by RNA polymerase II
Cellular component (GO): Cdc73/Paf1 complex
Molecular function (GO): RNA polymerase II complex binding
Source: RefSeq, a predicted model, not a curated record